Messenger RNA from Nothoprocta perdicaria, 2175 nucleotides. It is a transcript of the gene SMC1A, whose product is annotated as structural maintenance of chromosomes 1A. The coding region runs from base 1 to 2157 and encodes 718 amino acids. Gene Ontology annotation, cellular component: nucleus; chromosome; cohesin complex. Gene Ontology annotation, molecular function: DNA binding; protein binding; ATP binding. The transcript has 18 exons. Lineage: Eukaryota; Metazoa; Chordata; Aves; Tinamiformes; Tinamidae. Gene Ontology annotation, biological process: sister chromatid cohesion. The record is from RefSeq and is a predicted model, not a curated record.
AUGGGGACUUGGGGACACCAUGAGUUCGAGGAGCGCAUGGCCGAGGAGAGCCAGGACCUCACGCUGGAGGAGAACCAGGUGAAGCGCUACCACCGCCUCAAGGAGGAGGCCAGCAAGCGGGCGGCCACCCUGGCCCAGGAGCUGGAGAAGUUCAACCGGGACCAGAAGGCCGACCAGGACCGGCUGGACCUGGAGGAGAGGAAGAAGGUGGAGACCGAGGCCAAGAUCAAGCAGAAGCUGCGGGAGAUCGAGGAGAACCAGAAGCGCAUCGAGAAGCUGGAGGAGUACAUUGCCACCAGCAAGCAGUCCCUGGAGGAGCAGAAGCGCCUGGAGGGGGAGCUCACGGCUGAAGUGGACGGCGCCAAGCGCCGUAUCGACGAGAUCAACCAGGAGCUCAACCAGGUCAUGGAGCAGCUGGGCGACGCACGGAUCGACCGUCAGGAAAGCAGCCGGCAGCAGCGCAAGGCCGAGAUCAUGGAGAGCAUCAAGCGCCUCUACCCGGGCUCCGUGUAUGGCCGCCUGCUCGACCUGUGCCAGCCCACCCAGAAGAAGUACCAGAUUGCAGUGACCAAGGUGCUGGGCAAGAACAUGGAUGCCAUCAUCGUGGACUCUGAGAAGACGGGACGCGACUGCAUCCAGUACAUCAAGGAGCAGCGCGGGGAGCCUGAGACCUUCCUGCCACUGGACUACCUGGAGGUGAAGCCCACGGACGAGAAGCUGCGGGAGCUGCGGGGCGCCAAGCUGGUGCUGGACGUGAUCCGCUACGAGCCGCCGCACAUCAAGAAGGCCCUCCAGUUCGCGUGCGGCAACGCGCUCGUGUGCGACAACGUGGAGGACGCGCGGCGCAUCGCCUUCGGCGGCCACCAGCGCCACAAGCUCACGGAGGAGCUCAAGGAGCAGAUGAAGGCCAAGCGCAAGGAGGCCGAGCUGCGGCAGGUGCAGUCGCAGGCGCACGGCCUCCAGAUGCGCCUCAAGUACUCGCAGAGCGACCUGGAGCAGACCAAGACGCGSCASCUGGCGCUCAACCUGCAGGAGAAAUCCAAGCUGGAGAGCGAACUGGCCAACUUCGGCCCCCGCAUCAACGACAUCAAGAGGAUCAUCCAAGGCCGCGAGCGGGAGAUGCGGGAGCUCAAGGAGAAGAUGAACCAGGUGGAGGACGAGGUUUUUGAGGAAUUCUGCCGGGAAAUCGGCGUGCGGAACAUCCGGGAGUUCGAGGAGGAGAAGGUCAAGCGGCAGAACGAGAUCGCCAAGAAGCGUGUCACCUGGGGCCACCCGGUGCCCCUUGGUGCUCCAUUGGGUGCUCCCCGGUGGCCCAUUGACAAGGUGCAGGGCUGGGAGCAGGGUCUGCACAAGGAUGAGGCCGAGAUCGAGAAGCUCAAGAAGGAGGAGCAGCGCCACAUGAAGAUCAUCGACGAGACCAUGGCCCAGCUGCAGGACCUCAAGAACCAGCACCUGGCCAAGAAGUCCGAGGUCAACGACAAGAACCACGAGAUGGACGAGAUCCGCAAGAAGCUAGGCAGGGCCAACAAGGAGAUGACGCACCUGCAGAAGGAGGUGACGGCCAUCGAGACGAAGCUGGAGCAGAAGCGCAGCGACCGCCACAACCUGCUGCAGGGCUGCAAGAUGCAGGACAUCAAGCUGCCGCUGGCCAAGGGCACCAUGGACGACAUCAGCCAGGAGGAGGGCGCCGCCGCGGGGGACGAGGCCCCCGGCGCCUCCCAGCGCUCCUCCAGCCUCUACGCGCGCGAGGCGCUCAUCGAGAUCGACUACAGCGACCUGCCCGAGGAGCUCAAGGUGCGCUGGCCCUUUAAGGGAGGGACACAGUUCGAGGCCGCCCGCAAGAGGGCCAAGAAGGCCAAGCAGGCCUUCGAGCAGCAGAAGAAGGAGAGGUUCGACCGCUUCAACUCCUGCUUCGAGGCCGUGGCCACCAACAUCGAUGACAUCUACAAGGCGCUGUCGCGCAACAGCAGCGCCCAGGUGCCACCAAGGGUGUCACCAAGGGUGGCACUGGGGGGACAUUGGGAUGGGGGGCAUUGGGAUGAGGCGCAGAGCCUCAUCGGCGUGUACCCCGAGCAAGGCGAUUGCGUCAUCAGCAAAGUGCUGACCUUUGACCUCACCAAGUACCCCAACGCCAACCCCAACCCCAACGAGCAGUGAGCCGGACGCCGGGGCCCC